UUGUAUAAAGUAUGCAAUACAGACGAGUGUAACUUGAUAUAUAUUUACACUAUACAGUGAACACAAUGAUCCAUAUAUGGAUUACCAUUUUAAUCCUUCCAAGCAUAAGUUGCAACUAUACCCUGGUGAAUGGCCUCCUAUUGGCUGGAAAAACAAAUCAAUCUUCUAUCUCCUCCGACCUUGAAAUUUCCUCCAACUCCUCCGAAACCUCCUCCAUCGAAGAACAUGGAAAUGACUAUAUGGUUGGAGGUAAUGAGGAUGAAGAGUAUGAUGAUUAUGAAAAUGAGAAUGAAGAAGAUGUUGAAACUAAUAACCUGGAUAUUUCACCAAAGUUUGCAGGAAAGGGGGAACAACAAAUGGCUUUUAUCUUUAAGCAAGGAGAAUGCAGCAGUUCACUUAUACAUCGAGAUUGGUUGCUGACAGCGGCACACUGUUUGGGCUCAGACAGUACCUGUAUAUAA
Molecule: messenger RNA, 461 nt
Organism: Eurytemora carolleeae
Lineage: Eukaryota; Metazoa; Arthropoda; Copepoda; Calanoida; Temoridae
Exons: 5
Coding region: 66-461 (131 amino acids)
Biological process (GO): proteolysis
Molecular function (GO): serine-type endopeptidase activity
Source: RefSeq, a predicted model, not a curated record